AUGGAGGCCCUUGGGAAGCUCUUCUGCAGACAAAGGCAAGUCGUUUUAUUCUUUGUCCUCUUAGGCUUAUCACAGGGCGGUAUAGAACCUAUGCGCUAUUCUGUGGUGGAGGAAACUGAAGGGAGCUCCUUUGUAACCAAUAUGGCAAAGGACCUGGGUCUGGGUCAAAGGGAACUCUCCAAGCGGGGGGUGAGGGUUAUUUCCAAAGGGAACAAACUACAUAUGAAGUUGGAUCAGGAGACUGGAGAUUUGUUGCUAAAUGAGAAACUGGACCGUGAGGAAUUGUGCGGUCACACAGAUCCCUGUGUGCUGCGUUUCCAGGUGUUGCUAGAAAAUCCCUUAGAGGUUUUUCAAGCUGAGCUACAAGUAAUAGACAUAAAUGAUCAUUCCCCAGUAUUCAUAGACAGAGAUAUGUUGCUAAAAAUAUCAGAGAGCAGUCCACCUGGAACUACAUUUCCACUGAAGAACGCUCAGGAUGUGGACGUAGGCCAAAAUAAUAUUGAGAGCUAUAUAAUUAGCCCCAACUCUUAUUUUCACAUCCUCACCCGUAAGCGCAGUGAUGGCAGCAGAUAUCCUGAGCUGGUGCUGGACAAAGCGUUAGAUCGAGAGCAGGAACCAGAGCUCAGGUUAACCCUUACAGCUCAGGAUGGCGGCUCUCCACCCAGGUCUGGCACUGUUCAGAUCAAUAUUGAAGUCAUGGACGUCAAUGAUAACGCCCCUAAAUUUGAGCAGCCUCUCUAUAGGGUGCAGGUUUCUGAGGACAGUCCCAUAGGCUUCCUGAUUGUCACAGUCUCUGCAACGGAUGCAGACAUAGGAGUCCACGGAGAGAUUUCCUAUUCACUUUUCCAGGCUUCUGAAGAAAUUUGCAAAACCUUUGAGAUCAAUCCCAUGACAGGAGAAAUUCGACUUAAAAAACAACUUGAUUUUGAAAGAAUACAGUUCUAUGAGGUCAAUAUUGAGGCCAGAGAUGCUGGCAGCUUUUCUGGAAAAUGUACCAUUCUGACUCAAGUCUUGGAUGUGAACGACAAUGCCCCAGAAGUCACGGUGUCUGCAUUUACUAGACAGAUACCUGAGAAUUCGCCUGAGGUUAUGGUUGCAGUUCUCAGCGUCUCAGACCUUGAUUCUGAAGAAAAUGGGAAAAUAAACUGCACCAUUCAGGACGAUAUCCCCUUUCUCUUGAAAUCUUCCUUGGAAAAUUUUUACACCCUAGUAACAAAGAGACCACUGGACAGAGAGAGCAAAUCCGAGUACAACAUCACCAUCACCAUCACUGACUUGGGGACCCCCAGGCUGAAAACCAAACUCAACUUAACGGUGACGGUCUCCGACGUCAACGACAACGCCCCCGCCUUCAGCCAAACCACCUACACCCUGCGGGUCCGCGAGAACAACAGCCCCGCGCUGCACAUCGGCAGCGUCAGCGCCACAGACAGCGACGCGGGCGCCAACGCCCAGGUCACCUACUCGCUGCUGCCGCCCCAGGACCCGCAGCUGCCCCUGGCCUCCCUGUCCGUGUCGUCGCUCUUCCUGUUCUCGGUGCUGGUGUUCGUGGCGGUGCGGCUGUGCAGGCGGAGCCGGGCGGCGUCGGCGGGCCGCUGCCCGGUGCCCGAGGGCCACUUUCCGGGCCACCUGGUGGACGUCAGCGGCACGGGGACGCUGUCCCAGAGCUACCAGUAUGAGGGCCACUCCCCUGGGCCAGAAAUAGAAGACAACGCCAACUUUAGGAAUGACUUUGGUUUUAGUAUUCAGUGAAUGUAUUGUGUUUCAUAUUACAGAUAUUUUAAAUUGGUAAGUUCAAGAUAUGGAUUUUCUGGCAGCCUGUUAAGAAAUUUUCAAUCGCAGUAAUCUUGCUUGCAAAAUA
Suricata suricatta (meerkat) is the source of this 1861-nucleotide messenger RNA. RefSeq names its product protocadherin beta-13-like. The transcript has 3 exons. Gene Ontology annotation, molecular function: calcium ion binding. The record is from RefSeq and is a predicted model, not a curated record. NCBI's taxonomy places the organism in Eukaryota, Metazoa, Chordata, Mammalia, Carnivora, Herpestidae. Gene Ontology annotation, cellular component: plasma membrane. Bases 1 to 1752 code for a protein of 583 amino acids. Gene Ontology annotation, biological process: homophilic cell-cell adhesion.